Radiomyces spectabilis is the source of this 1800-nucleotide messenger RNA. RefSeq names its product delta-6-desaturase. NCBI's taxonomy places the organism in Eukaryota, Fungi, Mucoromycota, Mucoromycetes, Mucorales, Radiomycetaceae. Gene Ontology annotation, cellular component: membrane. The record is from RefSeq and is a predicted model, not a curated record. The transcript has 3 exons. Bases 171 to 1568 code for a protein of 465 amino acids. Gene Ontology annotation, molecular function: oxidoreductase activity, acting on paired donors, with oxidation of a pair of donors resulting in the reduction of molecular oxygen to two molecules of water; heme binding. Gene Ontology annotation, biological process: lipid metabolic process.
CCAAGGAAAAAGGAAAAAAAAAAAAAAAAGCCUACCCAACAAGCUCAUAGUGGCUUGGAACCCACUUUAGACGCGCUCAAUGGAUUGGUCUAUUUCACUUUCCGCUCAACGCUAUAAAAAAUGAGAUCAAAUCAGUUUUUCCCCUUUUCAGUUCGUUCUUCCCCAUCAUCAUGGCAUCAUCCGUUGCUGUUGGAACCACCGAGCCCACCUUGUUUACUCGUCAACAACUCGAAAAGAUCAACCAGGAUGUGAAGGACGGGGUUCCUGGCGCUCGAAAGUAUAUCAUUGUCGAUAACAAAUUGUAUGAUGUGACGGAUUUUGUCGACGAUCAUCCUGGAGGCGCGGAUGUGUUGUUGACUCACGUUGGCAAAGACGCUUCCGAUGUGUUCCACGCCAUGCAUCCUGUUUCCGCUUACGAGUUGCUGGCCAACUGCUAUGCCGGAGAUUUGGAAUCGGCGCCGGUGGCCAAGGAAAAUAUGUCAUCCAGUGCCGCAUUUGCCCAGGAAAUGCGUGAAUUACGCGAUAAAUUAACCGAUGAAGGAUAUUUCAAAGCAAGCAACCUGUUUUACGUUUACAAGGUAUUGUCAACCUUGGUAUUAUGCGGUGUAUCCUUGGGCCUUAUCUACAAGUGGGGCCAUUCUACUUUGGGGGUCGUGGUGUCGGCCGUUAUUCUCGGCGUCUUUUGGCAGCAGUGUGGUUGGUUGGCCCACGAUUUUGGUCACCAUCAGUGUUUUGAGACCCGCCAACUGAACGAUAUCCUGGUCGUCUUCCUCGGUAAUUUUUGUCAAGGUUUUUCGCUGUCGUGGUGGAAGAACAAGCACAACACCCAUCAUGCCAGCACCAAUGUGAGCGGUCAUGAUCCCGAUAUCGAUACCGCCCCGGUGCUGUUGUGGGACGAAUACGCUUCCGCCAAUUACUACGGCUCACUGUCGGACGAGCCAGGCAUGAUCUCACGAUUCCUGGCCGAAAGCGUCCUUCCCUAUCAGACACGCUAUUACUUCUUUGUUCUUGGAUUUGCCCGUAUCUCGUGGGCCAUUCAGUCGUUGCUCCAUUCGUUCCAGGAAGGCGCUAUCAACAAAUCCGCCAAACUCAACUUUUACGAACGCGCCUGUUUGAUCGCUCACUGGGCCCUUUUCACCUAUUGCACGAUUGCCUGGAUUGAUAAUAUCACCAACAUGAUCCUUUUCUUCGUCAUCAGUCAAGCGACCACCGGCUACGCCCUCGCCAUCGUGUUUGCUCUGAACCACAACGGCAUGCCUGUCAUCAGUCAGGAAAAGGCGGAAACCAUGGAAUUUUUCGAGAUUCAAGUUGUCACCGGUCGUGACGUUGUCCUCGGUCCUCUCGGUGAUUGGUUUAUGGGAGGAUUGAACUAUCAGAUUGAACAUCAUGUUUUCCCCAACAUGCCCCGCCAUAACCUGAAAAAGGUCAAACCCAUGGUUCAGUCACUUUGCAAGAAAUACGGCAUCCACUACCACAAUACCACCUUUAUCAAAGGCACGUUUGAGGUCUUGCAAGCCCUGGACAUCGCCCAGCAAUUGUCGCUCAAAUUGAGCAAAAAAGCUUUCUAGACCUUUUUUUAUUUCUAUUUUCUCCCCUUCUCAACUUGUCCACUUUGUCCACCUCAUGUUACAUCUAAUUCCUUUUUUCUUUUCGUCUUUUAUAUCGCCUCAUUCACCAUAAAUUUUCCCUUUUUUUAUUUUCCGUUUUUAUUCGCUGCUUUUUGUCAUGACCCAUCUCGUUAUUGCUUUGGAGAUAUAAAACUCAAAAAAUAAAAUAAAGCAAAUAACUAUAGAAACAGGC